CCGACACAUCACUAAACUACCACUCCCAGAAUGCACCUCUGCUCUGGUUUCAUUACACUGUUGAUGGCGUCUGGUCGAAGGCUAAAGACAGGUCGCCUUCUGACAAACACAUAGGCCGUCGGACUGUUAACGGUGUUGACAGUCUCAGUGUGACACAAUGGAGGUGGAGAGUGUCUCAGUGGAAGAUGAGGGUCGUCUGACCCUGCUGAGGUUUGAGGCUGCUGUUAAAGUGAUCAAGAGUUUAGCCCCUGAUGGUCCCUUUCAGCCCUCCAAUGACAUGAUGCUCAAGUUCUACAGUUACUAUAAACAAGCCACUGUGGGCGCGUGCAAUAUACCCCGACCUGGAUUCUGGGAUGCAGUUGGCAAAGCAAAAUGGGAUGCGUGGAAUUCUCUCGGAGAUAUGCCAAAAGAAGAAGCGAUGGCUGCCUAUGUGGAUGAGAUGAAGCUGAUCCUGGAGGGUAUGCCCAUGACUGACGAGGUGGAGGACCUCCUACGCGUCCUCGGACCGUUUUACGAGUUGAUCGACGACAAGAAAAAGAUCACGCAGAUAUCAGAUCUGAGCACGGCCCGUUUGACACAGUUUGCUAGGCAACUGGAAGGUCUUGGCACAAUGUUGAAUUCGAUGCCGUCGAAAAGCGUCGCAAAGAGCAUCGUCAGAACGAUGGAAAUGAACGGCACACUGGAGACCCGUCCUGCCAGGCUCAAGCCGAAGGAAGUGGAGGAAAAGUCAGAAGAAGAAGAAGAAGAGGAAGAAGAAGAAGAAGAGGAGGAGGAGGAAGAUGAUGAGGAGGAGGAGGAAGAAGUGAUACAGGAAGUCAGAAAAGACAAGAAAUCAGCAGCUUCACAGCCAAAGAAGAAGGGUUCAGCCAGGAGACCCAAAGCGCCCCUGUCCAACGGUAAAGUGGCCAACGGGGUCAUCCAUCUGACCAAUGGGAGCCACUCCAGGGCUGCCCUGAACGGUGGCGACUCUCACGAGGGGUCAGUCGGCGAGCCUCUGCUCAACGGUCACCAAACAGAUUCCAGUGUAGACGUGUCUGGUCUCACCCACCUGGCCAGCGACUCAGACAGCGAAGUCUACUGUGAUUCUGUGGACCAGUUCGGUCAGGAAGAGAGCUCAGACCAUAACCGGUCUUUGGAUGACCUAGAUGAGGAGGAGAACCACGUCCUGCCAACUCUAGAGGAACCACAGGAGGACGUUGACGGUGCGCCGCAGGGCAUCAGGUGUGGAGGAGAAGAUGGAGAGAACGGCGGGACAAUGUCGCAGAGACAGAGACUGAACGCAGGCAUGCCGGACGGCUCUUUGGUCAGAAGAGGAAGAGGCUCCAGGUCUCCAGGCCGCGGCUCGGGAUCUCUGAUGCCCAUGUACGGCGGUGGAGGCAGGGACGGGGAACGCUGGGGAGGAGCCGUAACGCCCGGAGGGAGCCUGAACGAGCAGAUAGUCGUGGCGUUGGCGAGACUGCAGGAGGACAUGCAGAGCGUUCUGCAGAGGCUGCACACCCUGGAGGCUCUGACUGCGAGCCAGGCAAGAUCAAUGUCUCUGUCUCCAACUUAUGCAUCAACCCCAGUGAAUAAGAGGAGUCAGAAACCAUCCUGGUGGCCUUUCGACAUUUCUCCGACCAGUUUGGCCUUCGCCGUUAUCUGGCCAUUUGUGGUCCAGUGGCUUAUUCGCCUAUACAUGCAGAGGAGAAGACGAAUCAACUGAACCUGUAACACCCAGACGAUAUGGAGGAGUCCUCUAAAUGUCUUUGGUUGGGUUGCUAACGGCUGUAACUCCCCCUGCUUAGACCCACAGCCCAGUAAUUUGCUUUUGCACUAUGAAGAAGGUACCUAGAGUAACAAGCGAGAUGAAGAAUAUCUCUCAAAGUGUGUUGUGUACUGUGGAUGUGGAAUCAAAUAGAAACAUGAAUGUAUGAGGCUCGCAGCCUGUGAUUAUCAGAUGAUGCCACUGUACUGGAAAAUCUUUUAUCUCUGUAACAAAUGGUUUGUGUUGAGAGAGGGGGGGGAAUUUACACACGUUUUUAUAAACUACAGCAGCUUCAAUCAAUUAUUUCCAUAAUAACUAAGGCUGUGUUGCACAUAAAAUGGGCCUGAUAUUUUGUUGUUUUGAGCUUGAUGUGGUUAUAAAUUUUCAUUUAGUUGCCCAGGCAAUGCUGCUAUAAUAAAAAAUGUGUAAUUUAGAAGAGAAGAUUGAAUGUAGUAACAUAUCGAUAUAUGAAAUUCUUUUAAAUUCUGAGAAUAAGUUAAUAUUUAUUGCUUUUAGCGAGGGCAUUUGCUGGCCAGAUCUCAGCUGUAUAAAUGAGGUUAUUAUGUUUAAAGUGGGCCGCUAAAUGUUGUGUAUAGGUUAGACGAGGUUAGCGAUGUGUUCUCAUCACCUGUCCUGCUGCAUAUCAGUCUGUGCUUUAUGUCAAGUUGUUUUCCAAAUAGAAGAAGUGCCUCAACAUCAUAAGGUACAUCCAUACUGUAGGUGAUGCAUAACAUUCACAUAUUGUAGCAUUACUGUUCCAGUGCUGGACCAAAUUAACAUGAAUCAUACUACCUAGUUCAGCUGUGAGGUGGUGAGAAUAUCCAACAUCCUCAUUGUCCACUCAGCUGUCUGAUCAUUAAUGCAUAACUCUCGUCACCGUCCGUGUUGUUUACGCUGUUUUCUAUUUUGUAUAAUUUUAAUGUGUGAUGUAAUGUUUGUACGACUAUUGUGGAAAGAUCGUGUGACAGUAAUCAUUAAUGGUUUGCAAAGAUCUAUGUAAAAUUGUAUAGAAUAGCUGUACAGCUCAGAUUAAAAUGCAGUAUUUUAAUUGCAUUCCCAUGUAUUAUUAUUAUUAUUAAUAUAGAAUAUUAUAUCAUUUACAAAGGUUUGCAUCUGCGAUAGCACUAAUCUUUGCAGAGCCUUUAUGUUUUAAUAAAAAAAUCAAUAGUUUACCUUUCUACUGAAAUGUGCUAAUUAUUAAGGCUUUCUCACCCUCUCUGCCUGUGGACAGAGAGGUGUUUGCAUGUGAUAAUCCAAGCCUCUAAUAAAAGUUUUCAUAAAGUA
Messenger RNA from Sebastes umbrosus (honeycomb rockfish), 3028 nucleotides. RefSeq names its product acyl-CoA binding domain containing 5a (gene acbd5a). The record is from RefSeq and is a predicted model, not a curated record. The coding region runs from base 158 to 1702 and encodes 514 amino acids. NCBI's taxonomy places the organism in Eukaryota, Metazoa, Chordata, Actinopteri, Perciformes, Sebastidae. The transcript has 14 exons. Gene Ontology annotation, cellular component: peroxisome. Gene Ontology annotation, biological process: fatty acid metabolic process; autophagy of peroxisome. Gene Ontology annotation, molecular function: fatty-acyl-CoA binding.